Auanema sp. JU1783 is the source of this 558-nucleotide messenger RNA. The record is from the annotation of a GenBank genome assembly. Lineage: Eukaryota; Metazoa; Nematoda; Chromadorea; Rhabditida; Rhabditidae.
AUGGCUUACAAACUUUCAUUGGUCUUUUUGUCGUUGUUUAUCCAUGCUACUGAAGCAUCUAAGCCAUGCGGAGUGUUGACCACAUGCGCUGUAGAAAAAUGUCUUGAUAAAGAAGUUGUUGAUAAAAUUGUGACAAGCAGUCCACGCGACCAAUUAUUUGGAAAACUUGUUGAACGUUUUGACCUAGUUUGCAUUGCCGCCAAAUGUAAUAAUGAGUGUCAAUCUUGUAAGGCUUGUCAUUAUGCUUUGGAGCAAAUGAACGCAUUGGCUCAAGGAGAAAAAACUUCUGGUCUAUGCCCAAAGUUAGAGAAUUGCGUUGAGACAUGCAUAUCUGAGGAUUCUGAGAAGGUUAUUUCAUGCAUUAUCAAUAGAUGCAACGUUCAUUGUUAUGAUGGAGAUUGUCCAUCAUGCAAAACAAUUUCAAGAAGAAUGUUCACUCUUAUUUGCAAUGAAACUGGCAUGAGAGCUCUCCCAAAUAUCAGAUUCGAAGGAACCUGUCCAGCUUUAUUCGCUGCAAUGUCCGAAGAAUAUGUUGCAAAAAGAAGAAGAUUCAUUUAA